AAGUACAAAGUUUGGUUCUUAUGCAAAUGAAAAGUAAUAUAUGUAGAAAAGCAUUUAGGUCAGGUUAGUCAGUUUUAUCUGCUGUGCACUUACCGAUCGAUAUUGCUAAUUCCUGGAGUCACCCGCAUUUCUGUUCAACACAAAAUGAGGGUGGAUCUCAGUAUAUAAAGGCUACCAAUAUUGAAGCAGGUGUCAGGUGAAGCUCCAGUCGCAUCAGCAUGAGAUUCAUAACAGUCCUGUCCGUCUCGCUCUUGGUGGCUCUUGUGGCCAUCAGCCAGGCAGACGACAGUAGUCCAGGAUUCUUCCUGAAGAUCACCAAGAACGUACCGCGGCUGGGCAAGCGAGGGGAGAACUUUGCCAUAAAGAACCUAAGAACCAUUCCUCGCAUCGGGCGAAGUGAACACAGCUCUGUGACUCCUCUGCUGGCCUGGCUGUGGGAUCUGGAUACGAGUCCGAGCAAGCGGCGCUUGCCCGCCGGAGAAUCCGCAGCGAAGGAGCAGGAACUCAACGUUGUGCAGCCCGUCAACUCGAAUACGCUCCUUGAACUGCUCGAUAACAACGCUAUUCCCAGCGAGCAGGUGAAGUUCGUCCACUGGAAGGACUUCGACCGUGCCCUCCAGGCGGAUGCGGAUCUGUACAACAAGGUUAUCCAGCUGGGACGCCGUCCGGACCAGCACCUCAAGCAGACACUUAGCUUCGGCAGCUACGUUCCCAUCUUCGGCGACGACCAGAACCCGGACUUCAUGAUGUACAAAAACAACGAGGAUCAGGAACUGUACGGCGGGGGAAAUCGCUACGAUCGCCACUUCCUUAAGUACAACACCCUGUGAGAGGUGAAGUAUCUAUCUGAGUAUUUAUCGGAAGUAUCUUAUUAGUAGUGUGUUUCAAAUAUUAAUAUAUCCGGAACCUUACAAAUGAUCCAAGCAAAAA
Drosophila erecta is the source of this 930-nucleotide messenger RNA. RefSeq lists its product as uncharacterized. Lineage: Eukaryota; Metazoa; Arthropoda; Insecta; Diptera; Drosophilidae. Bases 219 to 830 code for a protein of 203 amino acids. The transcript has 2 exons. The record is from RefSeq and is a predicted model, not a curated record.